Molecule: messenger RNA, 837 nt
Organism: Tetrahymena thermophila SB210
Lineage: Eukaryota; Ciliophora; Oligohymenophorea; Hymenostomatida; Tetrahymenidae
Exons: 3
Source: RefSeq, a predicted model, not a curated record
AUGUUAAAAAAUUAGGGUUUGAUUGAAAGUCUCGGAGCAUAUAAAUUGCCAAAUUGUACUUAAGAAGCUCAUCAUGGGGAUCAUUAAUUGAGUGAGUUUUGCAUGGAGGAUGGCUGCUCAACUUAGCUUGUUCCCGUUUGUGCGUUUUGCAAAUUCAUCAAUCAUAAGAAAAAUAAACAUGAUAUUAAGCCUGUAAAACUUAUUUUUGGAGAACUAAUUAAGGAUUUGGAAGAGAAAUAGUUAGAUUUCGAAAAGUAGAAUUCUGGAGAAGAUGAAAUCGAAAAAGAUUUGAAGAACAUUGCUAAUGAAUUAGCCGCUACAGUAGAAAAAUGCAAUUAAAUGAUUGAACACAUUAAUCUCAACUUAGAAAAAUAUCGUGCUCUUGUUCGCAAAGAACCUUAUGAACGUAUUGCCAUCAGAAAGCUACUUAGAGAAGUCUUUAAGAGCAACGAAAGUGAAGUUAUUCUCAGAAAGAAUGUUGAUGAACUUAGAUAAUACACCAGAGUUGAUGAAGAUGGUUUGUUGAAAGUAAACGAUGCCGUUUCCUUAACAGCUUUAAGAGAUGGUCAAUAAAAGACUUAGCUUUUCAUAAAAAAUAUGUAAGCUCCCUUGAAGACUCUAGAUGAAGUGAGAAGCUACCUUGACAUUAGCAUGUAGCAAUUUUUCCUUGAGUAUGAUUCAGAGGAUAUCGUUAGCGACAAAGGAGAUUAUACUCCUCAAUAGUAGUUUGAGUAUUCAAAGAGCUUUAGUAAGAAUCAAAUGCAAUAAAGAUUGCAAAAGAAAGAAGAAAGAAAGAAAGAACUCGAAAAGCAAAGAGAUGUAAAUACAAUUUAAUGA